AUGAAGGUUCAAAUAAAAAUUCUUCUGACACUCGUUCAACUUUUCGUUCUUGCUUUUGGGCAAGAAAAUUACGAAGCAAACAUCGUUUUUGUCGUUCAUAAGGCAGGAUCGGCAAGCUUCACGUCUGAUUUUAACAAUAAUUCUACUUUGUUGGAAGCCUGUCCUAAUACCGCGAACCUUACAAUUGUAGUAACAGACCCGGGAUAUGAUUUUUCAACAAAUUUGAUCAACGCUUUUCAUACUCAUCGUGGCGGAUGCGUUAUGUGGAUGGAUUUUUCGUAUUACAAGCCAGCAGGUUUCCCCGCAAGUUAUGGAGGACUUUUUGCUCACUACGAAGGCAUCAACGCAGUUUUAGUUCGUAAAUUGUGGCAACUCGAACAGCUCGGAUACGUUCCUGCCGAUAUUCACAUGUUCGGUUUCAGUUUUGGAUCUUAUCAAGCAAUAACUGCUGGUUUCAGAUACGGACCCAAAAAAAUAGGUCGUAUCGAUGCCUGUGAUCCUUCUUCCGAUACUUGGGUAGCAAAUACUACUCCAGUUGCCUUCCAACAUGCCAACGAUUCCGCAAUCGACGUUCAAUGCAUUCACACAACCGCCAUUUUGGGAACAACGAAGCGAUUCUGUCCGAAAAGUAUCAAUAUGGGAAAAUGCGGAACUCAACCUCUUGAAAUUCUUUCGUUUCAACAGAGUCACGAAUUGUGUGUUAUAGCGUACAUAAGUUCUUUCACGAAUAAUUUUAAAUUGGUUUCGAAGGCGCAAAUUCAGACUACAUAUUCUAAACCAUUUUUCCCAGUUACGUGCACCAAUCAACAACAUACGCCAACUUUGCCAUCGUCGCCAGCUUACACGAUGGGAUAUCGUUUCGAUUUUUCACUUCCGGAUGGAGAAUAUUAUGCAGAUUUGAAGAAAGAUUCGCCUUAUUAUGUUGUUUAA
Culicoides brevitarsis is the source of this 930-nucleotide messenger RNA. RefSeq lists its product as uncharacterized. The record is from RefSeq and is a predicted model, not a curated record. Bases 1 to 930 code for a protein of 309 amino acids. The transcript has 2 exons. Gene Ontology annotation, biological process: lipid catabolic process. Gene Ontology annotation, molecular function: lipase activity. Lineage: Eukaryota; Metazoa; Arthropoda; Insecta; Diptera; Ceratopogonidae.